Molecule: messenger RNA, 752 nt
Organism: Brassica napus (rape)
Lineage: Eukaryota; Viridiplantae; Streptophyta; Magnoliopsida; Brassicales; Brassicaceae
Product: protein PLASTID TRANSCRIPTIONALLY ACTIVE 7
Exons: 3
Coding region: 16-582 (188 amino acids)
Biological process (GO): plastid transcription
Cellular component (GO): plastid-encoded plastid RNA polymerase complex
Source: RefSeq, a predicted model, not a curated record
CACAACAAAGUGGUCAUGUCUUCUUCUUCCUUCACCUCCUCCUGCUCUUCGAUUUUACGUAUUGGUGAUGCGAGAAGCGGGAACUCACGAGCUUCAAGCUUCACAUUCCAACCUCAGGUCUGUCUUUUUGGUUUCAUGUUUGUUAUAUCGGGGAAAAAUAUGAUUGAUUUUGGUAUAUUUUUGCAGGUUUCUUGCGGGAUUCAAAGGGAUGAUAAUGGACGCCGUAUCUGGCGGAGGAGAACACUCACAAAGAAGGAUGAUAUGUUGCGUUACAAACUGCAAAGAGUUCCGUUUGUGGAAGAGCAAGUGAGGAAGAUACAGGAAGUUGGGAAGGUAAUGACGAUGGACAUCGAGCGUUUGCUAUUGAGCGAAGACAACCGCUUUGAGUUCGUCAACAGCGUAGCAGCUGAGGCGACAGAGUACGUUGAGAAAAACAGGGACGAAUACGGAGGCACCAAGAAAGCCAUCUUUCACGUUCUGAGCAACCGCGUCAACGAUCUCGGGUUUGAUCGACCAGAAGCUUACGCAGAAUCAGAUCCUUACAAACCUGGUCCUGGCUACUUGAAGGAGUAUUACACUUGAAGAGAUACUACUGUUAGCAAGAGUUUAAAUUGUGAUUCAUCAGCUUUUCUUGUUCUUGUACUAGUACCAAAUCAAGUCAAUGCACUCACAACUUUGUUCUUGUAAUUUUGGUAGAACAAUUUUAUAAGUUUAUAACAAUUUUAAAAUAGUGCAAGUUGUUGGUAAAUCAA